AUGGAAGGUUAGUAAUAGGAUUAGAAGCUUUAGGAAGAAGCAUUUAAGACAGAUUAGAUGAAUUAAGCAGAAUAAAUUUCAGACUAAUAGAACUAGCAAGGCUGCGAAUAGGAUUUAGAAGAAGCAAAUUAUGUUGGGCUUUCUAACAUUGGAGCGACAUGUUAUAUGAAUAGUGUGUUAUAGACUCUAUUUAUGACUCCAGAGUUCAGAGAAAAUAUAUAUUAAUGGAAAUAUGAUUCAGACGAUUCGUAGGCAGAAGACUGUAUUCCUUUAUAAUUGUAGAUUUUAUUUGCUAAAAUGCAGUUAAGGUCUUUUCCAUACGUAGAUACAAAGGAUUUAGCCAAAAGCUUUGGCUGGGAUAAUUAGGAUGGAUGGGAAUAGCAUGACACUUAAGAAUUUGUUAGAAUACUUUUAGAUGCAAUAGAAAAGAGUGUUCAUGGAAGCAAAAAUUAUAAUUUUAUAAAUGACAUAUAUGAAGGAACUUCAGCCAAUUAUGUCAAGUGCAUGGAAUGCAAUUAUGAAAGCAUAACACAAGAAAAUUUUUUGGAUUUAGUUGUCACUGUCAAAAAUAUUUAUGACAAAAUAUACAAUGAUUCACUCGAAAAAGCAGUUUAGCGUUACAUCAAGCCUGAGACCCUGGAUAAUGAUAAUAAGUAUAUGUGCUCUAAAUGCAAUAAAAAAGUUAAAGCACUGCGUGGUACUAGGUUCUGUAAGCUACCAAAAAUUCUCAGCUUUAUUAUGAAUAGAUUUACUUUUGAUUUUUCUGAUAUGAAGAGAUUAAAAUUAGAUGAUUAUGUGAGUUUUCCUUUUGUGCUGAAUAUGAAUGAAUAUAUAAACGGAUACGACAAUAUCAAAAAUAAACUCAGCGAAGAAGUUGAUCCUUCUUAUUUCAAAAGUGAUUAUACUAUAAAGCCUCCUGUAAAUAAAACAAAAAUUGGUUUAACAACAACUAAAACUGCUAAAAUUAGCAGUGUUACUACUUAAAUUAAAAAAAAAGUACCUAUUAAAUCUGCAUCUAAUUAGACAAGAGAUUUUUUAAAGAAUUUAAGAACCCAAAAGAAAUUUUAAACUGAUGAAGCUGCAGGCGGAAUAAAUUCAAAUGGAAGUUCAUAACAAGGAAUGUUUAUUGAAUUUGAUUAGAAUAGUAUUGAUAAAUAAUAAGAUGCAGAAUUGCAAAAAGCCAUACAACUUUCUCUAAUUGAAUCACAAAUACAUGAAAAAACUGGAGAGAGCAAGGAGAGUGGAAACAAUCAAAAUAAUUCUUCUGCUGAAACAGCCGAUACUCUCACAGAUAGUUAAAAUCAUUUAAAUUUUAAUCCUGCUGGUCCUUCUCCUGAUCCUUUGUAAAAUAAAAAGCAAUUAUGUGGAGCUGGAGUUGCCUAAGUUGUCUCAGACUUUUAAAAUAUUUAAAUGCAAGAUAAUGUGAUAUAAGAAGAAGAAUAGAAGUGUAAUUCUUAGAUAGUAGAGGAAAAUUUUAAUGAAGAAAAUGAAGGACAAUUAACUCCAAAUGGAAAGUCAAGCAGUUUAAUAAAUUAAAAAGGUAUCAAUUUAUCCAACUCAAAAGCUUCUAGCUCUAGGAUAAAUAGGCAUCUCUCAAAUAAAAAGCCAUCUACAAUUUAAUAAGGAUCUUCAAAUACUAUAACUUCAUCUACUAAUUAAGGACAAUAAAGAGAACACAGUACUAAUAAACGAGAUCAAGAGGAAAAGAAUAAAUAGGAUUACAAAAAAAUAUUGGCAGAGCACUUGUAAAAAAAUACCUAAGAUUGCAAUCAGCUGAUAGAAAAAUAUUUAAAAGAUGGCCCUCUCGUUUAUGAGCUCUAUUCAAUAUUAAUCCAUUCAGGAGGUGCAUAUGGAGGUCACUACUAUGCAUAUAUUAAAGCUUUUGAAGAUGGUGGAAAGUGGCAUUCUUUUAAUGACACAUCAAUCAUGGAAAUAGAUGUCAACGAAAUACAAGAAAGAGUAUUUGGUGGAAAUUCAACUAAUGCUUACAUGUUAUUUUACAGAUAGUGGGAACCACCAUAAAGAAGGAAAUUAAAGAUAGAUAAUUUACUGAUUCCUAAAAACGUAAUAGAUAUUAUUGAAGUGCAAAAGAACAAAUGGGUUGAAGAAUAAAACUGGAAAUUAGAACAGUCUAAAAUGAUGUCAGUUAAAGUUCACUACAUUUUAAAUGUCAAAGUUAUUCAAGUGAAAUCAACUGAUACGCUCUCAAAAGUACUCGAUUCAGUCAUUUAAGAGUUUAAAAUCAAAGAAAAGAGAGAAAACAUUAGACUAAGAAGAUACAAGCCAAAUACAGAUUAGAUGCUAGACACUUUUGAAGAGCUGGAACAUUUGAGCUUAGAUAAGCUAAAGAUUAACCAUUUUACUAAUUUAUGUGUUGAAGUUAAAAAAGAUGGAGAACAGUUCGAAGAAUAUGACGCUGGCACUACUUUUGUUAAAAUGGCAGUUUGGAAGCCUAAUAUUAUUUCUCUUGAUGAAAAUUAUUUGGAUAUAAUAAGAGUUUCAACUAGGAGAAAUGCAACUAUUUAUAGAUUAAUGGAGUAGCUUGCAAGGGCUGCAAAUAUUGACUUCGAGAAGAUUGUGGUUAUCAAAAAACAUGAGAAUAUUCAUGGAAUUAACACUGCAGAGGUGAUUUCUACAUCUUAAAAUUACGAUUCUAGACUCGAAGACAUGGGAAUAACAGAAGGAUAGCUUUUAUUUAUAGAAGAAAAGCAGCUGUAGACAUCGACAAACACGUUAGAGAAUUAGGAGCAUAAGUGGCAAGAAGUCUUUGAGAGUGACUCGAAUAAAAUAUUUAUAAAAUUUAAUAACCCAAUAGAAUAAUAAUAGCAAUAAUCAAAGACAACAAGUAAUAUUGAAUAUAAUCAUUCUAUUAUCAUAGACUCAAGGUAGACUAUGUAGCAGCUUAAAGAAAAAAUAUCUGAGUAAUUAAAAAUAGAUCCUGUAGAAGUUAUUAUCAGGAGAGGAGGUAAAGCAGGCAUUGAGCUUAAAGAAAUGAAUAAAACAAUUAGAUCUAUGAAUUUUAUUAAUAACUCUUCGAUUUAUUUAGAGCUUGGAAAGCCUGCAAAGGAAGGAGAAAUUAGAGUAAUAUUUUAUUUAGCAAUAAAAACACCAUUAAAUGCAGAUUAGAUUUUGCACACUUUUGAAGAAAUAGGUGAGCUUCCAAUUCAUGGAAAUCUUCUAGCUUCAGAAGUGAAAGUUAUUGCUUGUUAGUUUUUAAAGGAAAAGAAGGACAUAGAUUUAGAUCCUAAUUUUAUUAGACUACGUGAAAAAAUUUCUGAUAAUUUAACUAGAAUUUAUAGGGAAAAGAAAAUGAGAGAGCAGUAAGUUAUAGAAAAAAAGAUGAUUGCUAUAGAAUAAAUAGACGAACCUAUAGAAAUUAGUCUUAAAGAAUUUCUUAUUUAUGUGAGGAUUUGGGAUUAACAACAAUGGACUCUUUCAGAUAGAUUUGAGUUACUUGUUUAAAAAACUGACUCAGGCUAUGACCUUGAAUAAAAAAUUUAUAAAUAAAAUCAACAGAUACCAAUUGGACAAAUGUCAGCAAUGAAAAUAAAUGUUUGGAAUUUCAAUUUAUCAUAGCUGCUUAAUGAAGAUUGGUAUAAUUUAGAUAGCAGCGAUGUGAGUAUUUCACUACAUCCUUUCCAUAUUAUGAAUGAUGGAAAUAUGAUUAUAAUCAAAAACAAAACUUAAACUCCAAGAGAGCUAACAGACGAAGAGGUUAAACAAAUGGGUAUAAUUUAAUGUAAAUAAGCUUAUAAAAAAGUUGGGGUGAAACACAUUUCUCAGUAAAAAGAAAAAGCCCUCUCAAUCAAAGUUAAAAAAAAAGAAAGUUAGAAAGAUGGAAUUCUCAGUUGUGGUAAAGAAAAUAGCGAAUAAAAGGAAAGUUUAUAAAAUGCUGCUUUCCUUUAAAGUUAGUAAUAAGUUUCACAACAAAAUCAUAAUAAAAAAGAAUAAAAUAGCUAAAAUGAAAUGAAAUAAAAUGAUGAUAUAUAGUAAACUGAUAAUUAAAAUAACCCAAAAACAAAUUGA
Tetrahymena thermophila SB210 is the source of this 4026-nucleotide messenger RNA. Its product is annotated as ubiquitin carboxy-terminal hydrolase. The record is from RefSeq and is a predicted model, not a curated record. Gene Ontology annotation, cellular component: nucleus; cytosol. Gene Ontology annotation, molecular function: cysteine-type endopeptidase activity; cysteine-type deubiquitinase activity. The transcript is spliced from 12 exons. Gene Ontology annotation, biological process: protein deubiquitination. Lineage: Eukaryota; Ciliophora; Oligohymenophorea; Hymenostomatida; Tetrahymenidae.